AUGAAGCUCACAUUCGCCCCAAUCCUCCUAACCGCCUUCGCAGUCCUCGCCAACGCAUCCACACCCGACGCCCAAGCCGAGCAAGCCAAACUCGACCAACUAGACGAACUCUCCAAAGGCCUGCCCCAAGCACCCGGGAGCCGGUUCGUGCAAGAAGGCAACCACCUCCUCAGCAUCAGCGCCGACAACAAGCUCCUCGGGAGCAAGAUCAUCGAGCCCCUGGAAGCGCGCGAAGCCUCGCGACAGGCACGUCGUCGUGGUGCGCCGGUUGCGAAGAGAGCUACUACGCUCGCCGGGCCAGAGCAUAAUAUCUUUGCGCGCGCGUUGAUGUGUGCGGAUUACCCGUGCGAUGAGGCCUCGGAUUGUUAUGCUUAUUGGAGCAUUACGCGCUCUGGGAGGAGGUUUAGAUGUAAUGGGUGUGAUCCCGGGUUGAAGAAGUGUACUUUGUAGGUGGGUGGGUGAGUGCUUGGAUAGGGGUAUGUGCGGUUUGUUUUGAUGGAGUGAGUUGGUGAGGUUCAGAUGUAGAGGCCGGUUUACAUUCGUUUUGC
Molecule: messenger RNA, 548 nt
Organism: Annulohypoxylon maeteangense
Lineage: Eukaryota; Fungi; Ascomycota; Sordariomycetes; Xylariales; Hypoxylaceae
Exons: 2
Coding region: 1-450 (149 amino acids)
Source: RefSeq, a predicted model, not a curated record